AGUGCUGUCUAUCAGUCUGCGCAUGCGCGCCUGACGUCACCAGAUGUCGCUGCAUGUACACUCCAAAAUAAUUUUGUUUUAAGAAAACAGUGUUUCGAGUUUUACCCUCGAUUCGAAGAGAACCUCCCUUCCCUAGCUUCAGCGGAACGCCAUUGUGAACCGUAACGACUGAGAAGGUAGGUAAUAUUUAUCCAUGAAUUUCGUUUGCAUCGGUGAGUGCUUUGCUUUUUUGGUGAAGUAUUUGGUUGUUGGUAUUUUUCUUUACAUACUUUGUGAGAAAUUUUGUCGCUUACUAGCUUAGUUGUAGUAUAAAUUUGGCCCAAAGUCGGUGCUGAAAUAUCAAUUUCGUAUGAGACAAUGAAAGGGCGCCAUUUCCUUAGGAUUUGAAAACUUGAAAAUCACUAGACAUGGCUGCUGAACCUGAUAUGCCUACUUUCAAGUGCGUGUUGGUUGGAGAUGGAGGCACAGGAAAGACAACUUUCGUGAAAAGACAUCUAACUGGAGAGUUCGAGAAGAAAUACGUUGCAACGUUAGGCGUGGAAGUGCAUCCUCUCGUCUUCCACACUAAUAGAGGGCCUAUCAGAUUUAAUGUAUGGGACACAGCAGGGCAGGAAAAAUUCGGUGGUUUACGAGAUGGUUAUUAUAUCCAAGGCCAAUGUGCUAUCAUUAUGUUUGAUGUUACAUCGAGAAUUACCUACAAAAAUGUACCUAAUUGGCACAGAGAUCUUGUAAGAGUCUGUGAAAACAUUCCAAUUGUCCUGUGUGGUAAUAAGGUGGACAUCAAGGAUCGUAAGGUUAAGGCAAAAAGCAUUGUCUUCCACAGAAAGAAGAAUCUGCAAUAUUAUGAUAUCAGUGCGAAAAGCAACUACAACUUCGAAAAGCCUUUCCUGUGGCUAGCCAGGAAACUUAUUGGAGAUCCUAACUUAGAAUUCGUAGCUAUGCCUGCUUUGGUGCCUCCAGAAGUCACCAUGGAUCCAUCAUGGCGUCGCCAGAUUGAGCAGGACCUGAAGGCAAGAAGCUCAAGAGACUGCUUUACCAGAAGACGAUGAAGACUUGUAAAUAUCUUAUGUUUGUGUGUUUGAGUUAAUGCAAAAUUUGAGAUUUAUAGCUAAAUUUGGCUACAUUCUGGUUGUUAAAAGAGAAGAACGAGGUGUCUGGUGUAGAAUGAAUGAAAAGAGGAUUGUUUACUAUUUUUAUAGGAAAAUGAAUUGUGCUCCAUUAAGCUGUGCACGUUAUAUGUAGGGCGACUUUCCGAUAACCUCGUAUAAUGGAGCAAUUCUUUUGCUUAAGCAUUUCUUGAAUAUUAACACUUUAACUUGUAAUUUGUUUACACAUAAGUUCUGAUUUAUCAAUAAAGUAUUUGUAAGAACGGUGUUCUCUGUAUGUGCAUGUGUGUUUAGUAUUAAUGACCCAGAGAAUGAAUUAGUGUGAAAGAACAGAUUACUUGGGCAUUGCACUGUUUAUUUGCUUGAAAAAUGAGAUAAGCAUUAAUUUUAUUUGUAAUUAGGCUGCUUGGGUUUCGUCAGGCCCAAACUUUCACUUUGGAGGAUAUUUUCAUUGUACUUUUUGUUCUGUAUAAUGUCUUAUAUCUUGACCUGGACUUGAGCAUUCAAGCUGUAAAAAAAAUUCAUUAUUGUGGUAAUCUCAAGGCAGUAAUGUCAUUGAAUUCAAGUAAAGCAUGUUUAUAAAUUUGAUAUUGCUUCUUAAUGAAUUCUCCUUUUUGUCCUGGUGUAAGUGGAGAGUGUAAAAGCAACCGCUAAUACAUAGAUUAAUAUGAUACAGGCAGUUAAAAAUUGCAAAUGUAUUGUAAAAAAUCUAUUUGAAUAUGUUGAUUGGUUGCUGUAAUUAUACCCGACCUAUUUAAUCCUCAGGCCACACUUUCUCUAUUCUUGUGAAUCAUUACCAGGGUGGUAGUUUUCAAAAUUAGUGAAUCUAAAAGGUUUCUAGAAUUACAUUGGGCAAGAGUAAAUGCUUGCAUUCAAUACUCAAUGAUUUAUACAAUACGAUUUUUUGUAUAAGAAAUUUUGGUAUUUGGGUAGCAUUCAAUUUUGGCAAUUUUGGCAAAUUUUUCUGGAAGAAAAUGUUAGGAAAUGUCCUUUGAAAACUUAUUUCAUGAAUUCAGAAACACUGAAGAUGAGUACAGUUCCAUGAACUUAUCGAUGUACCGACAAGGCCUGGAAGAUCUGGCUAGGGUGCACGCCAACUUGAAAGUAUGAAUGUGUUAAGUGCUUAAAGUAAAAAAAAAUACAAAUUUUUUUAAUACUUAGCGAAGGAAAUUGUUUCAUGAAAUAUUCCUUGUUUUCUGGCCUUGUAGGAAUUGUAAGGCAAAUCUGAAGAUGAGGUUGGUGAAGGCAGCGUGCAAAUUUUGAUGAUUUUUAGAAUUUCAUUCCUUUUAACAUUGAUUACGCUAUUUAAAAUUUCAUUGAUUUUUUUCUCCCAUUUAUUUAGGGUAUCAAAUUCUCUUUAACAUUUUCAUGGACACUUCCUAUUAGUUGGCACCUUUCAGGAAUUGAUUCACCUAUUAAUUGAGAAGAUUUGAAUUUGGGGAUGUAUAAAUUCAAUUAUUUAUCUAACAAAUUCAUGGUGAUUUGUAUACAAAUGGAGUUCAUAAGAGAAUUGUUACUUGCAUAUGUUCAAGAUAGGCCAAAAAAUACAAAACUCAAUAUAUAUAUAUAUAUAUAUAUAUAUAUAUAUAUAUAUAUAUAUAUAUGUUAAUCAUGCCAAGAAAUGUGCAUCCUCAAUUUUCUGAUGCUAAUGCAAACCAGGUAUUGGGGCUAUUUUGAUACACUAAAAAGUAACAGCCAAAAAGUAAUAUUUUUAUUUUUUUAA
Messenger RNA from Gryllus bimaculatus (two-spotted cricket), 2829 nucleotides. Lineage: Eukaryota; Metazoa; Arthropoda; Insecta; Orthoptera; Gryllidae. The record is from the annotation of a GenBank genome assembly.